AAAAUUAAUACCAAAAUAUCAUCCGAAACUAAUAAGCGAUUAAAACAUGUAUUUGUUAUUCACCGACACGGCGAGCGGACACCGGACUAUACCUAUCCAAACGAUCCGUACGGUUCGGUGGACAAGUACUGGCCCGACGGCUGGCAACAACUGACCAAAAAAGGAAAGCAACGAAUGUAUUCAUUGGGAAAAUACAUUAGAAAACGGUAUAAAAACUUUUUAGGCGACUCUCCCCGCGAGGUCUACGCCCGAAGUUCAUCCAAAGACAGGUGUCUGGAAAGUGUUGGCCUAGUAUUGUCGGCACUGUAUCCGCCGGUCGGCCGAUGGAAAUGGGACGGCCAGUUGGGCCAACAUUGGCAGCCAAUACCGAUAAUUACGGUCAGAUUUUGCGAAGACGGGAUGCUGAAUCCGCGAUCGUACUGUCCGACAGCUGAUAGGGAUCGCAAACAGAUAUCUAAGUCAAAACCGGUCAACGAAUUGAUGGCUAAACAUCGAAAUUUGUUGCAAUAUGUGUCGGAUAAGUGUGGCGUCCAAUUGGACGACUGGAGCGCCGGUAUGCUAUAUAAUACAUUGGAAAUACAGAAACUACAUAAUUUGGGACCAAUUGGUUGGCUCAAUCAGACUAUCUAUCGUAUGUUACGGGAGUUUCACGAAAUGGUUUUCAUAUUUGACGCCAACACUCGUCUACAGAAACGAUUGAGAGCUGGUUUACUACUUAAGGAUAUAACUGAUCGCAUGAGACAAUCAAUCAGUGAUAGAAAUUAUAGCCACAAAAUUGCUUUAUACUCAACGCAUGAUAUUCAAGUGGCGCUAUUGCUUAACACUCUCAAUGUUUAUGAUAAGCGAAACAUACGUUUCGGCGCCACUAUUAUCAUAGAGUUAUACCAAUUGAAUGACAGACCCCAACAACAACAAUACGGUGUUGAAGUGUAUUAUCUGAAUGUUACCGAAUCGGAACAGCCGUACAAAUUGUAUUUGAAUCGAUGCCACCAAAGAGGAGGACAGGUAUGCCAUUUGGAUGACUUUGUCCGAUCAGUACAAACCUAUAUACCCGACAAUUGGUUGGACGAGUGCCGAUACACGGGUGGCGGUGUCGGAGGAGUUUUUAAUAUCAAAUUAGAGUUAUAA
This is a messenger RNA of Oppia nitens, 1128 nucleotides long. RefSeq names its product prostatic acid phosphatase-like. The annotation marks the transcript as partial. Gene Ontology annotation, molecular function: phosphatase activity. Gene Ontology annotation, biological process: dephosphorylation. The transcript has 7 exons. NCBI's taxonomy places the organism in Eukaryota, Metazoa, Arthropoda, Arachnida, Sarcoptiformes, Oppiidae. The record is from RefSeq and is a predicted model, not a curated record.